Molecule: messenger RNA, 1698 nt
Organism: Symbiodinium necroappetens
Lineage: Eukaryota; Dinophyceae; Suessiales; Symbiodiniaceae
Source: the annotation of a GenBank genome assembly
GUCGCUGUGCCACGGGAUGUCUCUGUGCGGAUGCUGGUGGAAGCGCUGGGAGCGACUGCUGGAAUCUCCUGGGAUGCAUGGCAGUUGACAUGGAAAGGCGAAUCUUUGGAGGACUGGAGCCUUCAACCCUUCGCCGACUCAGAGCUGUCUUCCGUAGAGCUUCAGGUGGUUCUGAAGCCGCAGCCUUUGCAGCUGGAAGCCGAGCACGCUGUCGAACUCUUGCAGGCCUUGAAGGAGCCUUAUGAUGGGCUGCGAAGUCUGAGCUUCGGCCUCGGAUCUCUCCGAGAGCUCUCGCUGGGUGCGAAAGAUGACGAUCCGUGUCUCAAGGACAGCCGUGGCGAUGGAAGCAGCGGUGUCAUGUCAGAGCCUCAGAUGAACGCGCUCUCGCGUGCCGUUCUUGAUAGGAGGUUGCAGUGCACGGUCCUGUGCCUUCGCGGUGUGCUUCGGCCAAUGGCACUGAUGGACCGCGUCGUGGACCGGCAAGACUCAGCUGACUUAGUCUCACUGCUGUCACACAUGCCGCAGCUCACAUCCUUGGAUCUCUCCGGCAACCGUUUGGGGUACGCCAACACUUGCAUCCAGGCGCUUAGCACAGCGAUGCCCAAACUUCAAAAGCUGACUUACCUGAACCUCUCCUGCAAUGGAUUUUUUUCCUCCCAUGGCUUCCAUGGGGGCCCAGGUGUACUGCCCCAUACUUCUGCGCUUUUCGUGAGCUUGCUGACUUUGACGGCCUUGGAAGUUCUGGAUCUGCACUUGAACGACAAGGCCCUGGUCCGCGGUUUCCAUACAGAAAAGGAAGAGCUGGCAUCCUUUUAUGUGCCGAGAUUGCUGAAAGAGCUGCCGUCUUUGAAGAAGCUCGUCUUUGCUGCGAACGAUGCAGGGUUGAGCACGGUGGCAGCCUUCGAGGGCGCGAGACAGCCGGGUUGUCAGAUCGACUAUGGCUUGGGGGACCACGUCGCCACGGCCCUCUCCUCGCUUCAGGAGCUUCCGGAAGGGGGUGUCUUCCGCCUGCCCCUCCUGGAUUUGGAGCCCGCGCAGCGGUCCUGGCCGGUCCGCACAGCCUACUACUGGCACAUGGGCUCCGGCCUUGCAGCUCUCGAGGAGGACCUGAGGCGCCGCGUGGUUUCGGUGGACGUCUCUGGGUUCGAGCUCGGCCGCUCAUGGCCUGGCCUGGUCGAACACGUUCUGCCGCACUUCCCAGCGAUUUGUGAGCUGAAGCUGCAGGAGACGCAGGCUGGAGUCGAAUUCCUCAUGGCUCUGCACCAGCCGGCUUUCGCGUCCUUGACGAAGCUUGACCUAGCAGGCUGUGAUUUGUGCCACUUCACGAACUUAGACGGGCGGCCGCAGAUUGCGCUGGCAUUCUUGUUCUGGUCUGAGUCUUUGACUGAUCUGGAUCUCUCUCAAAACUUCAUAAGCGAAUACGGAGAUUUCUCACCAGGCCACUUGGAACGCAACCUGCCUACCCUGGUUCGUGGCCUGAAGCGCUUGAAGAGACUAGCCUUGCGUGACAACGACAUUGGCGGCGUCCGGCUGAACAAGCGAACCAGGUCUUUGGUUCGCGCUGCUUUCGACUUCGAAGCUGGAUCGUUGGAAGAGCUUGACCUGCAGAGUAAUAAUCUGGAGUCUCCUGAGUGGGCCUAUCUGGUCGACAAUCUGCGUGCCGUGGUGCCGCACGUACGCCUGAGCAGCGCUGGUUAA